This is a messenger RNA of Phascolarctos cinereus (koala), 5384 nucleotides long. It is a transcript of the gene H6PD, whose product is annotated as hexose-6-phosphate dehydrogenase/glucose 1-dehydrogenase. Gene Ontology annotation, biological process: pentose-phosphate shunt, oxidative branch; pentose-phosphate shunt; glucose metabolic process. Gene Ontology annotation, cellular component: endoplasmic reticulum. Gene Ontology annotation, molecular function: 6-phosphogluconolactonase activity; glucose-6-phosphate dehydrogenase activity; NADP binding. The record is from RefSeq and is a predicted model, not a curated record. Lineage: Eukaryota; Metazoa; Chordata; Mammalia; Diprotodontia; Phascolarctidae.
GACGAGGAGAGCGUAAUGGAGCCCCAAACCAAAGACUUUACCCGCAGGGCCCGCCCUCUCCUCCAGGGCCACCCGCGAGUGGGCGGGGACAGCCCUCCCAGCUGCUGCCGCUGCCGCCAGCCGGGGGCCCCCAGUGCGCGCCUUGGCCCGGGCUCCCUUGCGCUUCCGCACCCCCAGGGGCUCACAAUGCUGAGGAUUGUCAUCUGUGCCGCCACCAUCCUGGGGUCUAUCUUAGCCCAGGAGCCCCGAGGCCACGUCUCCAUCAUCCUCCUGGGAGCCACGGGGGACCUGGCCAAAAAGUACCUCUGGCAGGGACUGUUCCAGCUGUACCUGGACGAGGCGGGCGACGGCCACAGCUUCAGCUUCCACGGGGCGGCCCUGACGCGGCCCGAGCAGGGGCAGCUGCUGAUGGCCCAGGCCCUGGAGAAGCUCUCCUGCCCCUCGGACAUGCUGCCCGAGCGCUGUGCCCAGCUCAAAGGGCAGUUUCUGCAGCUGAGCCAGUACCGGCAGCUGUGGACGGCCGAGGACUACGUGACCCUCAGCAAGGACAUUGAGGCCCGGCUCCAGCAGGAGGGGCUUCAGGAGUCUGGGAGGAUCUUCUACUUUUCCGUCCCUGCCUUCGCCUAUGCAGAGAUUGCUCAGCAUAUCAACAGCAGCUGCCGGCCGGGCCCAGGAGCCUGGCUGCGUGUGGUCCUCGAGAAGCCCUUUGGGCAUGACCGCCGCUCGGCCCAGGAGCUCUCCAAGGAGCUUGGAAGCUUCUUCCGAGAGGAGGAGAUGUAUCGUGUAGACCACUACCUUGGCAAGCAGGCAGUGGCCCAGAUCCUGCCCUUCCGAGACCGGAACUGGAAAGCCCUGGACCGACUUUGGAACCGGCACCAUGUGGACAGGGUAGAGAUUGUCAUGAAGGAGACGGUGGAUGCAGAGGGUCGGACCAGCUUCUAUGAAGAGUACGGAGUCAUCCGGGACGUCAUCCAGAACCACUUGACUGAGAUCCUGACCUACGUGGCCAUGGAGUUGCCCCGGAACCUCAGCAACCCGGAGGAGCUGCUCCGGUCCAAGCUGCGGACCUUCCGGGCCCUUCGGAGCCUGGAAAAGGGGAGCGCGGUCCUCGGGCAGUACCAGGCAUACAACGAGCAGGUCCAGAGGGAGCUGCAGAAGCCUGCCGGGUAUAUGAGCCUGACGCCGACCUUCGCAGGCGUCCUUCUUCAAAUCGACAACCUGCGCUGGGAGGGCGUCCCCUUCAUCCUGAUGUCCGGGAAGGCCCUGGAUGAGAGGGUGGGCUACGUCCGGGUGGUAUUCAAGAACCGGGCGUACUGCACCCAGAGCGAGAGCCACCGGGACUCCGGGAAGAGCCAGUGCCAGCCCAGACAGAUCAUUUUCUAUAUCGGGCACGGGACGCUGGGCAGCCCCGCGGUGCUGGUCAGCAGGAACCUAUUUAAGCCCUCGCUGCCGCCUGGGAGCUGGCAGGAGAUCCAGGAAAUGCCCACGCUGCACCUCUUUGGUCAACAGCUGGCCGAUUUCCACGCCUACCGCCCCCGCCAGGAGAGAGACGCCUACUCGGUUCUGAUCUCCCACAUCUUCCACCGGCGGAAGGAUUUUUUCAUCACGACGGAGAACCUGCUGGCCUCCUGGGACGUGUGGACCCCGCUGCUGGACAGCAUUGCUCAGGAGGUGCCCCGGCAGUACCCGGGGGGGACCAGCAACGAGCACCUGCUGGACUUUGAGCAGGAGGGCAGCCAGGUGGUCUUUGUUCAGCGGGAGGUGGAGCAGCUGGUGUCCGGCCCCGGCCCCAUGCCUAGAGACUUCAGCGUCCUGCAGGCCAAGUUCCGGCAGAGCCCUCUUGUCUCAGCCUGGCCUGAGGAGCUGAUCGCCCGGUUGGCGUCCGACAUCGAGGUGGCCGCUGAGCGGGCCGUGAAGCGCUCCGGGGAAUUCCACCUGGCCUUUUCGGGGGGCGCCAGCCCCGUGGCCCUGUUUCAGAGGCUGGCCACGAGGCACUACAGCUUCCCUUGGGGCCACACCCACCUGUGGCUGGUGGAUGAGCGGUGCGUCCCGCUGACCGACCCGGAAUCCAACUUCCAGGGUCUGCACGUCCACCUGCUCCAGCACGUCCGGGUGCCGUACUGCAACAUCCACCCCAUGCCCGUCCACUUGCACCGGCGGCUCUGCGUGGAGGAGGACCAGGGCGCCGAGCUCUACGCCAAGGAGAUCUCAGCCCUGGUGACCAACAGGAGCUUUGACCUUGUGCUGCUGGGUGUGGGCACUGACGGGCACACAGCCUCGCUCUUCCCUCACUCGCCCAGUGGCCUGGGAGGGGAGAAGCUGGUGGUGUUCACCGAGAGCCCCGCCAAGCCUCACCAGCGCAUGAGCCUCAGCCUCCCCCUCAUUAACCGGGCCAAGGAGGUGGCCGUCCUCGUGAUGGGCAAAAGGAAGAGGGACAUCGCCCUCCAGGUGAGCCGGGUGGGCCACGAGCCCGAGAAGUGGCCCAUCUCCGGGGUCCUGCCUGCUUCUGGCCAGCUCGUUUGGUACAUGGACUAUGAAGCCUUUCUGGGCUGAUGGCCCUCCCUGCUCCCCAAAGAACUCCGUGCCUGAUGGCCGUACAUUCCGAUACCCCCAAGAGGGUAGGGAGAGGAGCGGGUAAUAGCUAUGAAUUGGACAAGAUGGGGAGCAGUCCAAAAAAGGCUGGAUUUGAAGUCAGAGGAUCUGAGUUCAAAUGCUGGCACUAAUAUGCUGCUGUGUGGCCUUGGGGAAGUCACUAAACUUCUCUGGGCCUCAGUUUCCUCAUGUGUCAAAUGAGGGGGGUGGGUUUGGACUAACUGAUCUCUCAGGUCCCCUCCAGCUCUAAAUCUAUGAUAUGUAACUACUGUGGUCCCUUCCAACUCUGAGAUUCUGUGAAACUGUGAUUUAGAGGAUUAAUUCAAUGACUACUAUGAACAGGAAACCACCCAGCCCUUCCAGGGCCUGGAGAUGGAAGAAACAAACCAUUUCCUUCUAUACCUCCAAGAGACUUUUCUUCUGCCUGGGGAGAGAAGAUGCCUUCUGUGAAAAGGACAAACCACCAUGUCCAGAAGUGCCAAGAUAAUAAGGUGCGAGCUGAGCCAGCAGGAUGCCAAGAAAAAUGGCAGUCAGAGCAGGGUGAGGCUAAUCAGGGCUGGCUUCCUGGAGGAGGCAAGUUUUUGGCAUUGGCCUUGGGAAAAGGGACAGAGAGGACACUAGGACUGAGAAAUGGUCAAGGGUCGGUUCAGGAAGCAGUAGCGAGCUCUUUGUUGUUGGGGAAGGGCGGUUAAGUCAGCUGCCUUGUCUAGAAAAGAAUUCUUGCUGUGAAAUGCUGAAACAGGGAUGAAGAAAGAUGGGAGGCUACUGGUGGUCAGCCUGACAAUACCUCAUGUUUCCAUCGACCUUAAAGGUCGACAAAGUACUUUACAGAAAGCCUGUGAAGUAGGUGCUAUCAUUAUUCUCAUUAUACAGAUAGGAAUCAGAGGUCCAGAGAGUCUGAGGCACCUGCUCAGGGUCACUCAGCUAGGAAGUGUUUUAAGCUGGUUUUGAGCCCAGUCCUCCUAACUCCACAUCCAAGCACAUUAGGCUCCACCCCAUGGCCAAGAGAACUGAACACCAGCUUCAAAAACUAGGAAUUGACGCCACAAGCCAUGCCUUCCCAGGAGCUCCAUUCUAUCAGCCAGGAGCUCGUGGUCUCUCUCUUAUCUGGAAGGAGCAGCCACCUCCUCUUCUGCCUUUACCUGGAUCACCUGGGCCAGGGGAAGGCCAUGGGACCAGCAGCCGGGCCGCCUCCCAUCACUCAGCCUUGCCGUAUCACCUUCAACGUGCCUUCUCCUGGCGAAUAUUUCACUUUUGGGGGAAGGAAAGCUCCAGGAUACUUAGAACGGACCAGGAAUUCUGGGCCGUGGCUUCAUAAAAUCUCAGGGUUAUCUCUAGUCAUCUCAAAGGGAGUGUAAAAAUUUUAAAACAAAAAUUUUUUUAAUCCUCUUUCCUUCACAUAGAGAUAGUAUGCUAUUGUAGAUAAGAAUGUCAGUGAGUAAGUAUAGACAUGUAUAUGUAUAUACACACACACAGAGAAAAAAGAGAGGGAUAAUAAUAUAGUGUAUGCACACAUACAAAUGUGAGUCAUAACUUACAAAGUGGUGAGGUUUUAUUAGCUGUAUCAUCUAAAUGCAUGUGUUCAUAUAUGAAUAUCUGCACAUGUGUAUACAUAUGCAGAUGUGUAGAUAGAAAUAUACAUUUCCAUAUGUUUCCCAGAAAAUAUAUUUCUGUAUACACAUGUGUAUAUACAUAUAUUCACACGUGUAAGCACAUACAUGUGUAUACAUAUGUGUGUACAUGCAUGAAUAUAUAGAUAGGUGUGUGUCUUUGUAUACAUAUGUGUGUAUAUCCACAUGCAUGUAUAUAAGUAUGUAGAGAUACAUGUAUGUAUCUCUAUAUACUUACAUUUAGAAUUCCUUUCUGGGCAUUGCAACACCAGAGAAGCUUUGAAAUACCUGGAGAAGAGAGUCCAGGUGUACACACUGUCACACACACACACACACACACACACACACAAUAUGCCCUGGGGAUGAUGUCACAGCCAAAUUCAUGAGCUGAUAUGGUUUAGACUCGUCCAGGCUAAUCGUCACAAGACUUUGAUUAAGGCAUGUGAGAAUUGUCUGAGCCAGCACCCUGGUGUGAAUUUCCCAUCUACCCUUGCCCAGUGGCUAAUCAGAGCAGACUCUCUUAUUCUUAUUUCAAAUCAAGAGAUGAGUAGCCUUGACAGGAUCUCAGUUUCUAAGUUUGCUAAUUGUUCUUCCCUGUUCCCUCCUAUGCUUUUUAGUUUUAGCUGUGAUAUGGAGGAGGACCAGAUAAUCUUUUUUUUUUUGCCAGACAAUCGAGGGUAAGUGACUUGCCCAGGGUCACACAGCUAGUGAGUUAUCAUGUGUCUAAGGCCGGAUUUGAAUGGACUAGAUAAUCUUAAAGCUUCAGCCCAGUCCUGAUGUUCUAGGAUGCUGGCAUGGUGGGCUCAGACCCUCAGAUCUAGAAGUCCAUUUAGUCCAUCCUGUAGCUGGACAGGAAGACCCUCUGAAGCGCCCCUAGCCAGUGGUGGCUCAUCCUUGGCUUGAGGGAACCCCCCCACCCAGUUUCACUUCGAGACAGCCCUAAAUAGGAAUUUUUUUCUGAUGUCAAGUCCUAUGGUGGCCACUUGGUGGCGCUAGUGCAUCACAACUUUUUUCCAAACUUCUUAGCUGGAAUCAAACUGCAGUGAGAGUGUCUCACACCCUCUGGAGCAGGCAGGUGGUCAAAUUUCCAGAGACCACCGACCUAGGGUGGGAAGGGACCUCAGAGGUCAUUAGGUCCAAUCCCCUCAUUUUUCAGAUCAGGAAACUGAGGCCCAGGGAGGG